AUGAAUGUCCCUGAAGAGUGCCCGCUAUGUAUUUCUCACCAAGAAUCUCAUGACUACCUCUUCUUUGAGUGCCCGCUUUCUCAGGAACUCUGGCAUUUCUUUGCAUCGCGAAUUUCCGGGCAAGACUCAACAACUGCUGUUUCCAUCCAUUCUGGACACCAUACUGCUUCCUCCGAUUUCUACCUCGGCGCACACCACCACGCUGAUGAGGUUGCUGCUACAAGUCACGGUCUACGCUCUGUGGAGAGAGUGGAAUGCAAAGAUUUUUACCACAACGACCACGCCAAUACACGCCUUGAAGGGUGUAGUGGACCGCACGAUUCGAGAUCGACUCCUUUCCUUCCCUUCGCUGGAUGGCACUCCUUCUCUUCUAGAAUCAUAUUUUGCUUGUAUCUCAUAUCCGUUAUGAUAAACUUUGGUCUGUUCCACAUGUGUGGGGUAAGUUUUUAG
This is a messenger RNA of Microthlaspi erraticum, 450 nucleotides long. The record is from the annotation of a GenBank genome assembly. NCBI's taxonomy places the organism in Eukaryota, Viridiplantae, Streptophyta, Magnoliopsida, Brassicales, Brassicaceae.